AUGGAUGCUCUUGUCACUGGAAUAGAUAGAACCGCCGCCUAUCUCGACGACAUAUGGGUUACUGGCAGAACCUUCGGAAAACACAAUGCUCGACUAGAAGCCGCAUUCAAGGGGAUUCAAGACUACGGAUUCCGCGUUCGAUUCGACAAGUGUGCCUUCCUGCAGACGGAGAUCACCUAUCUUGGAUUCGUCAUCCACGCACAAGGACGACGCCCGAUCCAGAAAAGAUCGAAGAUCAGAAAAGAUCCAGAAGAUACCCGCUCCGAAAGAUGUCAGUCAACUUCGCUCUUUUCUGGGACUCAUCAAUUUCUACGGAAAAUUCGUCAAGGAUCUCCACAAUCUACGUGCUCCUUUGGACACUUACGAAAAAGAAUGUUGUCUACACAUGGACACCGGAGUCUCAGUCUUUCAUCGACAAGAUUAAGGCAAUCCUAA
Molecule: messenger RNA, 435 nt
Organism: Necator americanus (New World hookworm)
Lineage: Eukaryota; Metazoa; Nematoda; Chromadorea; Rhabditida; Ancylostomatidae
Exons: 1
Coding region: 1-435 (144 amino acids)
Source: RefSeq, a predicted model, not a curated record